Molecule: messenger RNA, 1105 nt
Organism: Tripterygium wilfordii
Lineage: Eukaryota; Viridiplantae; Streptophyta; Magnoliopsida; Celastrales; Celastraceae
Product: eukaryotic translation initiation factor 3 subunit J-like
Exons: 7
Coding region: 140-805 (221 amino acids)
Cellular component (GO): cytoplasm; eukaryotic translation initiation factor 3 complex
Molecular function (GO): translation initiation factor activity
Source: RefSeq, a predicted model, not a curated record
UCUGCUAGUUUUUCUCUGGCAUUACUUGGAGACAUUUUCGCUCACAAAUUAGGAGUCCAGCUUCUAGCGCGCUUAGCCUAGUUUGAUCGGAAGUGUUUAGAGUUGGAAGGUUAUUUUUUUUAAUUCGGGUUCCGCAAAGAUGGAUGAUUGGGAGGAUGAUCCUAUUCCAUCCCUUCUUAAGAAGGACCAACCUAUAAGUGCUUGGGACGACGAGGAUGUAGAAGAAAAUGACAUAAAAGAAUCAUGGGAGGAAGAAGAUGAACCUACUUCUGCACCUGCAUCAGAUCCCCUUGCUGAGAAGGUUUCCAAAAAGAUUGAAGCAAAACCUAGUCAAGAAAAGAAAAUAACUGCCAAAGAAGUCAAGCAGGAGCCUCUGGAUCCUGUAGCAGAGAAGCUUCGACAACAGAGGCUCGUGGAAGAAGCUGAUUAUCAGUCCACCACAGAAUUGUUUGGAAAAAGGAGUGAUGAGAAAUCUCUUGGCAAUUUCAUUCCUAAGUCUGAAAAUGAUUUUGUGGAAUAUGCAGAGCUUAUUUCUCAUAAACUCCGUCCAUACGAGAAAAGCUUUCAUUAUGUAGGAUUACUGAAGGCAGUGAUGAGGCUGUCAAUGACAACUCUAAGAGCAUCUGACGCAAAAGAAAUUGCUUCUUCUGUCACAGCAAUUGCGAAUGAGAAACUCAAAGCAGAGAAAGAGGCUAAUGCUGGCAAAAAGAAAGGUACAAAGAAGAAACAACUUCACGUUGACAAAGCAGAAGAUGACAUUAUUGCUGAUACAUAUGAUGGUGCGGAUGACUAUGAUUUCAUGUGAGCCCUGCCGUAACUCCAUUUCAGGAGUCCAGAAGUUUAAUAUAAUAGAGGAAUUGGGAUGAGUAUCUUCCCGGCUUGAGUUCUUGAAAUUGAUUCGAGUGUGAUGAUAUGCAUUAUGCGGUAUGUCUGAUAAGGUGAGAGGGUUUUGCGUUUGUCAUUUUUUUUAUUGAAUGGUACUCGAGGGCCUCGACUUCGCAAAUCUCUUUUAAACGCUUUCAUUGUUUUAAAUGGCAGCAAGGCAAACGCUUGUCUUACUGCUUAAUCACAUAGAAAUAAGUAUAAAUGAGGUAUUAUGGCAUCA